This is a messenger RNA of Pollicipes pollicipes, 1502 nucleotides long. It is a transcript of the gene Fdh, whose product is annotated as alcohol dehydrogenase class-3 Fdh. Gene Ontology annotation, biological process: formaldehyde catabolic process. The transcript has 9 exons. NCBI's taxonomy places the organism in Eukaryota, Metazoa, Arthropoda, Thecostraca, Pollicipedomorpha, Pollicipedidae. Gene Ontology annotation, cellular component: cytosol. The record is from RefSeq and is a predicted model, not a curated record. Gene Ontology annotation, molecular function: alcohol dehydrogenase (NAD+) activity; S-(hydroxymethyl)glutathione dehydrogenase [NAD(P)+] activity; zinc ion binding. The coding region runs from base 87 to 1220 and encodes 377 amino acids.
GCCGGUGGUAGAGCAGCGUGUUGUGUUGUUCUGCGGGCGGGGUAUCGUGAAAACUUGAUAGUCAGAGACAACUAAUCUUUGCAAAAAUGACUGACACUAAGGGAAAGGUGAUCACAUGCAAGGCUGCUGUGGCAUGGUCAGCCAAGGAGAAGCUCUCUUUGGAGACCAUAGAGGUUGCCCCACCGAAGGCUGGGGAGGUCAGAAUUAAGGUGCUGGCCACGGGCGUCUGCCACACGGACGCCUACACGCUGGACGGCCACGACCCGGAGGGCCUGUUCCCCUGCAUCCUCGGUCACGAGGGAGGCGGCCUGGUGGAGAGCGUCGGCGAUGGCGUCACACAUGUGGCACCCGGCGACCACGUGGUACCGCUGUACAUCCCCCAGUGCUACGAGUGCAAGUUCUGCAAGUCGCCGAAGACCAACCUGUGCAGUAAGAUCCGCAGCACUCAGGGCGCCGGCGUGAUGCCGGACGGCACGUCCCGCUUCACCUGCAAGGGCAAGUCCCUGUUCCACUUCAUGGGCUGCUCCAGCUUCUCCGAGUACACCGUAGUGGCCGGCGUGUCGGUCUGUAAGGUGGACCCGGCGGCGCCGCUGGACAAGGUGUGCCUGCUGGGCUGCGGCAUCUCCACCGGCUACGGCGCCGCGCUCAACACGGCCAACGUCGAGGCCGGCAGCACGGUGGCCAUCUGGGGCCUGGGCGCCGUCGGCCUGGCCGUCGCCAUGGGCUGCCGGGAACGCGGCGCCGCGCGCAUCAUCGGCGUCGACAUCAACCCGGACAAGUUCGAGCCGAGCAAGGCGUUCGGCGUGACCGAGUUCGUCAACCCCAAGGAGCACGAGCGUCCCAUCCAGCAGGUGCUGGCCGAGCUGACCGACGGCGGGCUGGACUACACCUUCGAGUGCAUCGGCAACAUUCACACCAUGCGCGCCGCUCUCGAGUCAUGCCACAAGGGCUGGGGCGUGUCGACCAUCAUCGGCGUGGCCGGCAGCGGCCAGGAGAUCUCGACGCGCCCCUUCCAGCUGGUGACCGGCCGCGUCUGGAAGGGCACGGCCUUCGGCGGCUGGAAGUCGCGCGACGCCGUGCCCCAGCUGGUGCAGAAGUACAUGCAGAAGAAGCUGAUGGUGGAUGAGUUCGUCACGUUCAACUUCCCGCUGACCGAGAUCAACGAGGCGUUCAAGAUGAUGCACGAGGGCAAGGCCAUGCGCUCGGUGGUGCAGCUGUAGGCGCCGCGCCGCCGCCCGCCGAGAGGAGCUUGAGGCAGCGGUGGUCGGCACGCUGCCGCCCCGUCGUCUCGCCGCCAGGUGCCGGUGUGGAUGAUGAUCGUUUCUCCAGGCGGCGGCGCUUCGCCGUCGUCGACCGUUGUGUUUGGAGGGCUGCCUGGUCGUUCAGGUCAGGCGUGGCCGCUCACUGCCACGCGUUGUAACGCGGACGGCUGUCGUUUCGCGGUGCUUGUGCCAAGGCUUUGAUAGAGAACUUUAUGAAUACAUUUAUCGGGUCACUCUCCA